Molecule: messenger RNA, 1286 nt
Organism: Medicago truncatula (barrel medic)
Lineage: Eukaryota; Viridiplantae; Streptophyta; Magnoliopsida; Fabales; Fabaceae
Product: (+)-neomenthol dehydrogenase
Exons: 4
Coding region: 69-1019 (316 amino acids)
Cellular component (GO): membrane
Molecular function (GO): oxidoreductase activity, acting on the CH-OH group of donors, NAD or NADP as acceptor
Source: RefSeq, a predicted model, not a curated record
AAAUUUCUUGAAGAAAGUUUUGCACUUAUAGCGGCAAUAGUGAUUCUGGGUUGCUUCACUGCAUAUAAAUGGGUAAGGCGGAGAAGAAGGAGAAGGCAAAAGAACGAAGAGAAAAGAGACUUGAAGAGAUUAACCUUCUAAGGUCUAUUCCUUAUUCCGAUCACCAAAGGUGGUGGUCUAAAGAAACUAUUGCUGUGGUUACCGGUGGAAACAGAGGAAUUGGGUUUGAGAUUUGCAGGCAACUUGCUGCUCAUGGAUUGACUGUUAUACUAACAUCAAGAGAUGCUAGUGCUGGUGCUGAAUCAAUUAAGAUUUUGCAAGAAGGUGGUUUGGAUGUGGUUUAUCAUCGACUUGACAUCGUCCAUGAGUCAUCCAUCAACCAUUUUGUUGAGUGGUUGCAGCAAAAUUAUGGUGGUUUAGAUAUUCUGGUGAACAAUGCUGGUGUUAAUUUCAAUCUCGGGUCUGAUAACUCUGUUGAAAAUGCUCGCAAGGUUAUUGAAACAAAUUAUUAUGGCAUCAAAAAGUUGACUGAAGCUCUUAUUCCAAUGAUGAAACCAUCUGUUGUUGGUGCUCGAAUUGUAAACGUAAGCUCGCGUCUAGGUCGAUUAAAUGGAAGACGAAAUAGAAUCAUGAAUGUAGCCUUGAGGGAGCAACUGAGUGAUGUCGAGUUUCUUUCAGAGGAACUGAUUGACAGAACUCUAUCUACAUUUUUACAACAAGUAGAAGAUGGAAGCUGGACAGCAGGUGGGUGGCCUCAAAUAUAUACGGAUUACUCGGUGUCCAAACUUGCUGUUAAUGCUUAUACAAGGCUUAUGGCGAGGAAGCUUUCUGAGCGACCAGAAGGCCAGAAGAUUUUUGUUAACUGCUAUUGCCCGGGUUGGGUGAAGACGGCUUUAACAGGUUUUGCAGGGAACAAUACUGUUGAGGAAGGAGCUGAUACUGGAGUAUGGCUUGCCCUUCUGCAUGACCAAACAGUUAUGGGAAGUUUUUUUGCUGAGAGACGGGAAAUUAACUUUUAGCCAUGUUGUCAAAAUGCGGCCAUGAACAAUGCCAUGGUUAUGGCAUAGCAGAUUUUGUGUGUUAUGGGCUAGCGGAGUUUUUUCUGGUUGUCAUAGGCUACAAAACCAUACCUAUAGGGAAGGUUUUGUCCGACCACCACUGAUAAUAAGGUUAGGAAAUAAAUAUGUAAAUCUGUCUACUGCUGUUAGUUUGCUGCUAGGUUCAAUUUUCUGUGUACCAUAUAAUUAUCAGUGAUAAUCUAAUUCUUUUGGGUUUUUCAUGCUUUA